Daucus carota subsp. sativus is the source of this 1341-nucleotide messenger RNA. Its product is annotated as jasmonate-induced oxygenase 4. The coding region runs from base 72 to 1169 and encodes 365 amino acids. The transcript is spliced from 4 exons. The record is from RefSeq and is a predicted model, not a curated record. NCBI's taxonomy places the organism in Eukaryota, Viridiplantae, Streptophyta, Magnoliopsida, Apiales, Apiaceae.
CUAAUCUCACGGAGAUACUUCAAUUGUACGUUCCAUAUAGGCCACUUGUUUCCCGGGGACAAUAAUUGGCAAUGUCAAGUAAGCUGGCUGUUAACUCGUCAACAAUAGCUGCCAUGUCUGAAACUCUUGAAUCAGCAGUGUUCAAGCCAGUUCAGGAACUGGCCGUGGAUUGCAACACGCCGCCAGAAAGAUAUAUCUAUACGUGCAGUAAUGAGGCCAUCGACGUUAAUCCUCCAGUGCUAGAUAUUCCUGUCAUUGAUCUCAACUCUCUGCAAUCUUCAUCACCAUCUGCAGACAGAGAACUAGAGAAACUCAGAGUUUCUGUAACUUCAUGUGGCUGCUUUCAGUUAAUUGGUCAUGGGAUGACAAGUUCAUUUCUUGACCAAGUGUACAGCAUUGGCAGAGACUUUUUUGCACUUCCACUCCAGGAAAAGCUUAAGUGCUUUAAAACUGCUGAGAACCCUCAAGGGUAUGGGAAUGAUUCAGAGCAUUCAGAAGUUCUUGAGUGGACAGAUCGCCUGUAUCUUGUCACUAGUCCUGAAGAUCAGAUAAAGUUCCAGGCUUGGCCACAGAGUCCCGCAAUCUUUAGGGAACUAUUGCAGGAAUACACUGAAAAGAUAAAAUUGUUGAAUGAAGUUGUCUUAAAGGUCCUGUCAAGGUCACUGAACUUGAAAGCAAGCUGCUUGUUGGAUCAAUAUGGCGAAAAUGCUUAUAUGAUUGCAAGAUUUAACUAUUAUCCUGCCUGUCCAAGGCCUGAUCUUACACUAGGAGUGAAACCACACGCAGAUGCAACAGCCAUCACAUUCCUUCUGCAAGACAAACAAGUGGAAGGCCUACAAGUCCUGAAAGAUGAUCAGUGGUUUAGUGUGCCAACUGUUCCCGAUGCUCUCCUUGUCAACAUUGGCGAUCAAGUUGAGAUAAUGAGUAAUGGGAUAUACAAGAGUCCGGUGCACAGAGUGGUGACGAACUCAGAAAGAGAGAGGAUGACUGUGGCGAUGUUCUGUUCUCCCAAUUCUACUAGGUACAUUGAACCUGCGGAAGAGCUGAUAUCAAAGACGCGACCAAGGUUAUACAAGAAGGUCAAAAAUUAUUUUGAUGUGUGUUUUGAGAGCUAUCAGCAGGGAAAACUGCCUAUUGAAGUAGCAAAAGAAGGGUGUGAUGAACACUGAUGCUGUGAUGCAGACAUGGAAUAAAAAAAUUUCAAAUAUGACGAACAAUGUAUAAUAAAUAUGUAAUGCAAAUAUUGCGAACAAUGUAUGAUAAAUAUGUUAUGCUAUUCUUCCACAUGCCGAAGAAAAUAAGUACUGUUGCUAUGUUGGACAUGGUGGUUUUGUUUGAAUU